This is a messenger RNA of Lottia gigantea (owl limpet), 1677 nucleotides long. RefSeq lists its product as hypothetical. The transcript has 11 exons. NCBI's taxonomy places the organism in Eukaryota, Metazoa, Mollusca, Gastropoda, Lottiidae. Gene Ontology annotation, molecular function: mRNA binding. Gene Ontology annotation, biological process: mRNA export from nucleus. The coding region runs from base 23 to 1555 and encodes 510 amino acids. The record is from RefSeq and is a predicted model, not a curated record. Gene Ontology annotation, cellular component: nucleus.
AGAUAAUGUCAAUGUGAGCAACAUGGCGGAUUUGUCGUUGGACGAUUACAUGGGCAAGAAGAAUUUCAAAGUGCAGUUUCAAAACAAUAAAGCAAAAGUAAAUACAAAAGUGUUUCAGAAAAAAUUACCAUUUGGAAAUGGCUUUAAAGGUAGAAUUCAGAAAACUACUGGUGGAUUGCAAACAAAAAAGUUUCAGAACAAAACUGCCCAAACUGGUGGAUUGCAAACUAAAAAGUUUCAAAACAAAACUUCACAAAAUGAUAUGAGACAAAAACUCUCUGUGACUAAAAAUUUUGACGCAAGGCAAAAAUUACUUCAAGCGAAGUCUGCUGCAGCUGCUCGUGAUGCUAGACAGAAAAUUAUUCUUUCACAGAAACAAAAAGGAACAUUUGAUGCUAGAUCAAGAAUUAAGAAACCUCAAGCACAGAGUCCAUCUCCAACAAAGCAACAGUUUUCAGUGACUGGAUUAGGAAAAGUGAAAGCUGGUAAUGGUGUUCAGUUUGAUUCUGCUGGAGGUUUAUCUAAAACUAUAAAUACUGGUGGAGGAGUACAGAUAGGAGGAUUGGGUGGUUUGAGAAAAACAUUAAAGAAUGAAUUUGCUAAUGGUGGAUCCCAGGUUGAAAUGUUUGGUAAUUCUAUACAGAUUACAAGAUCAGUUCCUAAUUCACAAGUUUCAUUUGAUGGUAAUAAUCAACUAACAGUCACAAAAAGGGCCUCCACAAUAAAGUUAAGUCAGCCAGUAAAAAGAGCACCAUCUCCCAUAAAAUGGUCGGAUGAAUUUGCUAGUCCUUCUCCACCAAAGAAAGCCAAUUUAAUUAAAACAUAUAAAGCUGCAGAUGCAAUUCAGAUAGCUGCCAGUCAAGCAGCCUCAGCAAGGUUAAGAAUGCCCCCACCUACAACAGCCAAGAAAACCAUACCAGUCAUCACCUCACCAAGAGAGGAAGUUUUAACUCCAAUCAGACGCAGACCACCAGUAAUAGAAGUUGAUCCUCCAAGACGUCGAGUUCCUGCCCCAUCAGCCCCAGUUGUGAAGACCAAAAGUGUCUAUCGUCCUGUUAAAGUUAAACAAGAACCUGAUGAGUACACUGUCCCAGUAUCUUAUGAUAUUGAUCAGGAUGAUGAUAUAUUGAGCCCAUUACAAGGUUUUAAAGUAUCAGUAACUAACUUAGAUCCUUGUGUAUCACAAGAUGAUUUAAUAGAAUUAUUUGGUGAAAUUGGUGCAUUAAAAAGAGCUAAAAUUAGUCGCCCUGGUUUAGGUGAAGUUGUAUAUGUUAAAAAAGAAGAUGCUCAGAGAGCUAUGUCUAGAUAUCAUGAUAGAGAGCUAGAUGGUUUACCAAUGCAAGUAAAGGUAGUGACACCAAUAUCAGCUAGAAUACAAUCUACUCCUUAUGAUAAUGAUGAUGUCUCCUCUGUUUCUAUACCAGACUCUCUCAGAUUUCCUAAGAGUUCUGCCCUGACAUCUGCUACAGUAGAAGUUCCUUUAAUCCACAGAGCAUUAUUUAAGACCGGACCACAGACAUCAACAACUCCUGUUACUUUUACUGUCAAAUUAUAAACUUAUUUCAAAGGUGUAUUGGCUAAAUGGAAAUUUUCCUUGUUAGAAAGAGUAACUUAAAUUCAGUAUGAACACAUGCCCCCCCCAUAGUUAAAAUAUACCUAUAUGGCUUGUAAUUUGUC